AUGCGCGCUUAUCGAGCUCCCUCCGAAGAACAACAUCCCAGGGUGCCGAACGUCUUCAGCACUCUCAAACCCUUUGCUAUUCGCCUGGUGCUUCGCAUAAUACUAGUCGCAAGGCACAAGAAGCAUGCAUUGGCCACCGCACACCCUCUUACUCUCACCCAGAUCGUGCACGUCGUCUCGACUUCGUCAACCCCGAUUACAGACAGUCGCUUGGUCGUCUUCCCGAGGUCUGGUCAUGUGGAACCGAGCCCAAUCGUAGACUUCGGUCAUGUCGCUAAGAGUUGUGGCGAGACCAAGGAGACGGCCAAAGAUGUUCUACUACUCGGCCUGGAAGCUCUCGCCCAGCCUGCCGAUGCAUUCCCGCUACUCAAGAGCGCUGUAGGCGGGCUGCUGUUCUUGACAAAGCAGAUAGAGCUGGUGCCCAGCGAAAAAGAGCAGAUAUUGGACAUCUUCGCUCAGAUCGACGGCUUCGCCGCAUCGCUCGUACGUGCAAUCCCGGAUGCGACUGCACUGUCGCCCGCGUACGAGGCUGCCAUUCAAGCGCUCGCCAAGGAUAUCCAGGCUGAGUCCUUGGAUGUCGAAGCUAUCGUUCGGCAGCAUUCGGUUGCGCACUUCCUCCGCGCUAAGCGACAUUCAGGACAACUGGAUCAGCUCAUGAGGUGUCUAGACCAAGCAGACAAGUCUUUCAAUAGAACGAUGCUGCCGACAGUUGAGAUCAGAGUUUUGGAGAUUCGUGAAUGUGUACUGCCUUUACGGGAGGUGCAUCGCCUCGCCCGGAUAGGCGAGUACUUUUUUUAG
This is a messenger RNA of Peniophora sp. CBMAI 1063, 798 nucleotides long. NCBI's taxonomy places the organism in Eukaryota, Fungi, Basidiomycota, Agaricomycetes, Russulales, Peniophoraceae. The record is from the annotation of a GenBank genome assembly.